AUGGCUUUAUAUGAUACCCUCUCAAAAACAGCAAAGAAAACAAAUCAAGACUGGAAUUCUCGUUAUCUGGACACAUGGUUGCUAGAGAUACUAGCUACGCUAUUUAGCAUUGCCUGUCUUACUGCAAUAUGCGGUAUUUUAUUUGCCUAUGACCAACAGCCUCGACCCGAGUUUCCAUACGGCCUAUCCUUGAACGCGAUUAUCUCAAUACUGGCAACGGGUUGCAAAGCCUCUUUGAUGUUUGUGAUAGGAGAGGCCGUGAGCCAAUUGAAAUGGAUCUGGUUUCGUAUAAAGCCGAAGCAGCUCCUUCACAUGCAGGCUUUUGACAAUGCUAGUCGGGGACCCCUUGGGUCGAUCAUGAUUCUAUUCCAACACAAAGGACGGUCACUCGUAUCGUUUGGCGCAGUGAUCAUGAUUCUCUUACUUUCAUUCGAUCCAUUUGUUCAGCAGAUCUUGAGCUAUCCUACUCGGUCGGCGGCUAUUCAUGAUGGCACCGGGGUCGCAGUAACUAAGAGGUUGAAGUAUUUUCUUCCAGAAGUAAACGAAGUACAGUGGAAUUUAGCCUGGGUAUCAGGAGUCUGGUCUGAUGACAACACGUUCCAUCCAACCUGCUCGUCCGUGAACUGUACCUGGCCUCGGUACCGGUCUAUUGAAGUGUGCAAUCAAUGCACUGAUAUCACAACAUCUGUGUCGUUGGAUUGUCACAAGGACCCCCGAAACGAUGGCUUUUGGAAUAAUUACGAUAGCGAAUCGGAGUCCUACAAUUAUAAUGCAUCAUGUCACCUUACCCCUUCACAAGGGAUGUCGACCAAUUUUCUCGUCAAAUUCGGAAUCGCAUACAAGAACUCGAGUGCUGGUCGUGUGGGAAUACCAGAAAACAUCACCUGGCAUAUGUAUUCUGCUUUCGAUCAGAACGCCGACAUUGAAGUAUACCAACAUGUGGACAAUCUGACCUUUGCCGGGGUAGCCAAUCCUUUGGUGGUGUUCGCGUACGCUAAAGUUGGGUAUGAUCCAAGUCACUUCGACUCAGAUCCAAUCAAGGGAAUUACAAUCGAUAAUGUGACCGAGUGUAGCCUUGCAUUCUGCCUGAACGAACAUGAUGUUUCAGUUAACAACGGUGUUCCUAUGACCAAUAUCUCAACCAUCGACUAUGGUCAAUUGUUCUGGAGAAAGGGGGACUUUGCGGGAAAUCAAACUCUCUGCUGGAGGCCAACAUCUAGCCCAUCAAAUAUCACUUUUGGGGAACAUUCUGCACACAAUGAUUUGCUCCAAUUAAGUCCCGUUGAAUUUGCAUUCUGUGGGAUUCGGCCAGGAAUACCACUAAAUGUGGGCUUUUUUGUGGGAUCUUCAGCUUUUGUCUAUCACAUGUGGGACGUUCACAGCUAUCCUGCCUCGUUUAAACUUCCUGAUCCUAAUACAGAGCGCAUUGGAAUUGCCGGUCUUGAAGUCAUCAUGUCUAACGUUGCCAGCUCUUUGAAUAAGAUGGCAUUACAUGCUAGCGGCGAAGGUGUAAAUGGUACAGCAUAUGCUAUCGAAGUGUUUGUGAAAGUACAGUGGGCCUGGUUAAUCCUGCCAGCUUUGCUAGUGGUUUCUGGGAUGUUGUUUUUCGUCUUGACCAUUCUUGCAAACAAGAAGGGCAGCACAUCGCUGUGGAAGUCGUCCGUUUUGGCCCUUUUUUAUCAUGGAUUACAUGAAAUUGAUGUCGACGAUUACACGACUGUCAGUAAAAUGGAAAAGAAGGCAGAAUAUAUGAAUGUUCAGCUUCAAUUCUCCGAUCAAAAAGGCGACCUGAUGCUAGAAAGAAGGGGGAAUAACAUAGCGAAACCAAUUCAGACGAGGGAUUUAGGAGGCAAAACACAGUGGGCCCGACGGGUCCCCAUCCCCUCUUCACCCCACGUAGAACUAACCAGCAUUAUGGGACACUCUUGCUGCGGAGGCACACCCUCUCAAACAGAUGCGACUCACGAGGUUGAGGUGGAAGAACCCGAUACUUCUUCUGCGGCUUGUUAUGGCGGUGAGCCCAUGAAGAAGUCUGGUCAAGAGAGCUCUUGCGAAGAACAUGCUGUCCAAACCAACAAAACGAGUAACAACAAUAACAAUGCAGCUUCCUCCGCUGAAAUUGCAGAGACUGGGUGCAAGGAGCCCACUGAUUUUUGCAAGGGUAAGGCUCGACCAAGGGCUUGCGAGGGAGGCUGCUGCAACGACCAGUCUACCGAGGCUAUUGGUAAAAAGGAUGUCCCUUCUUGUGGUGCUUCUGCUUUUAAGGAAUCUUGUUGUACAGGAAAUCCUACCACCAAAGCUGGGAAGUUAGACCGCAGUGCCUCCUGGUCCAACGCCUCAAACGAACCUGCUACUUCAGUUGAACCUAUCGUGGCCGAGUGCUGCGAGGGCAAGUCUUCGCCCUGCUGUAAUGAGACCUGCCUCGACCGCCUGGCUCUACGUGAGUGUAGCAUGGAGCCAAGCACCCAUUUCAUGGAAGCAGAUGGAUACUCUUUUCCCUCGACAUCUAAACCGGUAGAGGGUGCAAAGCUCAACCGCAGAGCUUGUGACCGUCACCAUCGCACGGUUAGAGAGCAAUAUGCCGCUAGGCUUACAGCACUCGGGUGUAUCUGCCGUGCUCUUCUUGCCCUGGGCAAAGAAUCAUGCUGCGAGCCUCGAAAGCGCACUUCGCUGGUAAAGGGGCGGUGCUCUGAAAGACCACUGAAACAGUCUCUUUCGCGCGACUUGGUUGAAUCUCGCCACACAAAUGGCACGUCUACAAGUCGAUCGCCGCGUCGAAGUACCGAGCAUGGCGGAAAGUACAACGUUGCAUGUGGUAUUGAAAACAGUGCCAGCAAAGGUUCCUGUUCCAAAUCUUGCUGCAAAUCUAAUAUUACCACAUCCAGCGUCAACUUCACCGAUCCCUGUGCCCCCAAACCCAAUGAAAUAAAAGUCAAGUCAGCGGAUGGUUCCUGCGCUGAUAUUUGCUGCACCCCGAAAAAGCCUAAAGACAAGAAGAGUGGGAAUGUUAGCAUUACCCCCGAUCUAGAGGGUCAGGCCAUAGGCGUCGAGCACGUGGUUCUUUCGAUAUCUGGUAUGACUUGCACUGGCUGCGAGACGAAACUCAACAGAACCCUCGCAACGGUGACAGGUGUAAAGAACUUGAGGACAAGUCUGGUUCUCUCUCGAGCUGAAUUCGACUUGGACCUCAAUCUCUCAACUAUGGACUUUAUUAUGAAACACUUGGAGCGGACCACAGAAUUCAAAUGCGAGGCCAUCACCAGUAAUGGGUCAACUAUGGAUAUUAUCGUCUCUGGAGAUCCAUAUUCGAUCGUCAACCAGGCUUGGCCAGAAGGCGUGAGUGACAUAUCGCUCGUCGAGGAUUGUACUGUUCGUGUUUCUUUUGACCCGGAAGUGAUUGGGGCACGAGAUCUUAUUGAAAAAUACUGGGGCGACACUGCAAAGCUUGCCCCCAUCUGUGCUGAUCCAGCACUCGCAGCUGGAAGCAAGCAUGUCCGCCAUUCCGGCUUCAUGACUCUCUUAUCUGCAGUCCUCACCAUUCCAGUCUCUGCCUCACUAGCUUUGGCUACUGUUAUUCAGGUUGUGAUAGCAGGGCCUUUUUACCCUAAAGCUUUGAAGGCUCUUCUCUUUUCGCGAGUCAUUGAGAUGGAUCUUCUUAUUGUGCUGAGUACCAGUGCGGCAUACAUAUUCUCUGUGGUGUCUUUCGGCUUUCUCAUCGCUGGUAAACCUCUUUCGACUGGCCAGUUCUUCGAGACAAGCACCCUUCUAGUUACAUUGAUCAUGUUCGGGCGAUAUAUCGCCACCCUUGCCCGCCAAAAAGCGGUGGAGUCAAUCUCUGUUCGAUCCCUUCAGGCCCAAACUGCCCUUCUCGUGGACAAAUCAAACUCUUCAGAGCCCAAGGAAAUCGACGUUAGGCUACUGCAAUAUGGAGACACAUUUAAAGUUCUUCCUGAUGUGAGAAUCCCAACCGACGGAACUGUCACAUCUGGUUCAUCUGAAGUAAACGAGUCGAUGCUCACUGGAGAGUCUCGACCCGUUGAAAAAAAUCCCAAAUCGCGUGUCAUUGCAGGGACAAUCAACGGGUCGGGAAGUCUAAUGGUCAAGCUAACUCGCCUCCCGGGUGACAACGCCAUCAACACCAUCGCCGCCAUGGUCGAUGAAGCCAAGCUUUCUAAGCCAAAGAUCCAAGAACUUGCCGACAAAGUGGCAUCCUACUUUGUUCCAGUCAUUGUGGGCUUGACUAUCAUCACAUUUGUAGUCUGGGUUGCUGUUGGCAUAGCGAUGCAAGGCAAGACUGGCUCCGAAGCAACCAUUCAGGCUGUCACCUACGCCAUGACCGUGCUUAUCGUCUCCUGUCCUUGCGCCAUUGGUCUUGCCGUGCCGAUGGUGGUUGUAAUCUGCAGCGGUAUCGCGGCGGAGCGGGGGGUGAUAUUCAAGUCUGCGCAUUCCAUCGAAGUCGCCCACAAGGCCUCGCACGUGGUCCUUGACAAGACAGGAACCCUGACCCAAGGAAAGCUCCGCGUAGCCAUUGAGCACUACCUUGGAAACGGAGAAUCAAGUCUGUCACUCCUUUUGGGCCUGAUCGGCGACAGUAAGCACCCGGUUUCGGUUGCUGUCGGUAAUCAUCUUAGUCACAAGGGAAUUGUUGCUACAGCUGUCCCCGACGUCAAAAGCUUGACCGGCCGAGGUGUGGAAGCGAAACUAGGCAGUCAAACGCUGCAAGCUGGGAAUUCUCGCUGGCUAGAGCUUUCCACGCACCCCCUGGUGCAGCCGGUUCUCUCGCAAGGCUAUACUGCGUUCUGCUUUGCCAUCGACGGCGCACUACUUGCAGUAUUCGGUCUCGAGGAUUCUCUCCGAGCUGAUGCAACCCACGUGGUCAAUACCCUACAGAGACGCGGCGUGUCAGUUCAUGUGGUAUCGGGCGAUGACGAUGGCGCUGUGCAAAACGUGGCCACAAAGUUACAAAUCCCCGAGGGCAAUGUUCACGCUCGUAGCUCUCCGGCGGAUAAGCAGGUAUACAUCAAAAAUCUGCUAAGCAAUUGUUCGGAUGGUAAGGUGCCAAUUGUCAUCUUUUGCGGGGAUGGCACCAAUGACGCCGUCGCGCUCGCCCAGGCAACCAUCGGCGUUCAUAUGAACGAAGGUAGUGACGUUGCCCAGUCUGCAGCUGAUGUCGUGCUUAUGCGUCCAGAUCUGUCUGGCCUUCUCACCAUAAUGGAUGCUAGCAAGGUCUCUGUGAGACGCAUCAAAUUUAACUUCGUUUGGAGCUUUGUGUACAACACAUUCGCCGUGCUCCUUGCGGCUGGGGCCUUUGUGAAUGCCAGAAUUCCGCCCCAGUUUGCGGGAUUGGGGGAGCUAAUCAGUGUACUGCCCGUCAUCAUCGCCGCUGUGCUCUUGCGGUGGUCUAAGAUCUAG
This is a messenger RNA of Penicillium hordei, 5412 nucleotides long. RefSeq names its product cation-transporting P-type ATPase PCA1. Gene Ontology annotation, biological process: monoatomic cation transport. NCBI's taxonomy places the organism in Eukaryota, Fungi, Ascomycota, Eurotiomycetes, Eurotiales, Aspergillaceae. The transcript has 5 exons. Gene Ontology annotation, cellular component: membrane. Gene Ontology annotation, molecular function: ATP hydrolysis activity; ATPase-coupled monoatomic cation transmembrane transporter activity; ATP binding. The coding region runs from base 1 to 5412 and encodes 1803 amino acids. The record is from RefSeq and is a predicted model, not a curated record.